Saccharomycodes ludwigii is the source of this 1080-nucleotide messenger RNA. RefSeq names its product cyclin-dependent protein serine/threonine kinase regulator SSN8 (gene SSN8). Bases 1 to 1080 code for a protein of 359 amino acids. Gene Ontology annotation, cellular component: mediator complex; nucleus. NCBI's taxonomy places the organism in Eukaryota, Fungi, Ascomycota, Saccharomycetes, Saccharomycodales, Saccharomycodaceae. Gene Ontology annotation, biological process: positive regulation of transcription by RNA polymerase II. The transcript has a single exon. Gene Ontology annotation, molecular function: cyclin-dependent protein serine/threonine kinase regulator activity. The record is from RefSeq and is a predicted model, not a curated record.
AUGUCUGCCAGUUAUUGGACCUCCACUCAAAGGCAUAAAUGGACAUUUACCAAACAACAAUUAGCAAGAGAGAGAAGUAGGUUAUGGGCAUUAGAAAGUCAACUAUUUCCACAAGGUUUAACAAUAACCAUGGUCAACAACAGUAGUAAUAGUACUGCUAAUGAUGCCAAUAAAGGCCUAAAUAAUAAUACAAAUAGUGAUUCUACCUCUAUCACCAAUAAUAGUAACAAUAAUAAUAAUAAUAAUAAUAAUAAUAAUAAUAAUAAUAAUAAUAAUAAUAAUAAUAAUAGCACUAGCACUAGUACUAACAACACAACCCCAAAAAUAAUCACCAAAAAUAUUUCCAUAUUAAGUAAAGAUUUGCAUUAUGAUAGAGAUUAUAAUUUAAGAAUAUAUUCCUAUUUUUUGUUGAUGAAAUUAGGCAGAAGAUUAAAUAUAAGGCAAUAUGCCAUUUCGACAGCAAAUAUAUAUUUAUCACGUUUUUUGUUAAAAGUAUCGGUCAGAGAAGUAAACAUAUACUUACUAGUUACCACCUGUAUAUAUUUAAGCUGCAAAGUAGAAGAAUGCCCUUUACAUAUUAGAACAUUAGUUAAUGAAGCUAGAUCACAUUGGCCUGAAUUUGUGCCAUCUGAUCCCACAAAAGUUACUGAAUUUGAAUUUUACUUGAUUGAGGAAUUGCAGAGCUAUUUAAUAGUGCAUCAUCCGUAUAAUUCCUUGGAACAAGUGACAAAGGUGUUUAACGCUGGAGAUGAUGAAGUUUGCAAUAGGUUAAGUACUGAUGAUUAUCAAAAUGCCUGGUCUUUAAUUAAUGAUAGUUAUAUAACGGAUGUUCAUCUAUUAUAUCCACCACAUAUUAUUGCAAUUGCAUGUCUAUAUAUCUCUAUAACCGCCAAGAAUAACACAGUUUCCAACACACCACUAGUGAGUAAGUUUGAACUUUUUUUAAGUGAGAGUAUGAUUGAUUUAGAUGAAUUAAAGGAAUGCAUUGAGGAAAUGUUACGAUUAUAUGACCAUUGGGAGAAAUACAACGAACAUUGGAUUAGGUAUUUGUUAUAUCAUGUGUAUUUGGUUAAAAGAUAG